Messenger RNA from Lethenteron reissneri (Far Eastern brook lamprey), 5114 nucleotides. Its product is annotated as exosome complex exonuclease RRP44-like. Gene Ontology annotation, biological process: rRNA catabolic process; nuclear mRNA surveillance of mRNA 3'-end processing. Gene Ontology annotation, cellular component: nuclear exosome (RNase complex); cytoplasmic exosome (RNase complex). Gene Ontology annotation, molecular function: RNA binding; endonuclease activity; 3'-5'-RNA exonuclease activity. Lineage: Eukaryota; Metazoa; Chordata; Hyperoartia; Petromyzontiformes; Petromyzontidae. The record is from RefSeq and is a predicted model, not a curated record.
CCACACACACGAGGUCGUUUUGUGUGGCCCCGCAAAAACCUCGAUGCUCAAGUCCAGGACUUUCGUGAAGAAGAACCGCUCCGGCGGGGUCAUGAAGGUGGUGAGGGAGCACUACCUGAGGGACGACAUCGGCUGUGGCUGGACCCUUUGCGUCGAGUGCGCGGCCUUAGCCGCCAAGGCCGCGCCGCGGGCCCAGGAGCCGGCGGAGGGAGCAGGCCCCGCCGGGCUGUUGCAGGCCCGGCCCGGGGCGCGCAGCGGCCUCUGUGACGGUGGGGCUCACGUCGUGAUCCCGGACAGCAACGUGGUGCUGCACCAGAUUGACCUGCUGGAGGACCCGUGCCUGCUUAACGUGGUGAUUCUGCAGACCGUGUUGCAGGAGAUCCGCCAUCGCUCCGCUCCCGUCUACAAGAGACUCCGCGACAUCAUCUCAACUCCGCAGAAACACUUCUACGCCUUCACCAAUGAGCACCAUCGAGACACGUACGUGGAGCAGGAGAAGGGGGAGUCUUCCAAUGACCGUAACGACCGAGCCAUCCGCGUGGCCGCCCGCUGGUACAACCAGCACCUGGCCAAGGCAUCGGAGGAGUCCGGGCACGAUGAAAAUGGCGAUCUGCCCACAGUGCUGCUCGUGACGAAUGACCGCGAGAACCGGGAGAAGGCGCGUGCUGAGGGGUUGCAAGCAUACACCGUGGAGGAAUAUGUGCGCAGCUUGUUGGACAACCCUGAGUUGAUUGACCGUCUGGCACUGGCCUCGGAGCAGGAUGUGGUGGAGUCCCGGGUAAUCUUCCCCGAACAUCUCCCGCUGUCCCAGCUGCAGCAAGGUGUGCGCUCUGGCCGGUUUGUCCAGGGAACCUUCCUUGCGAGUCGGGAGAAUUACCUGGAGGGGACUCUGAGGGUGCGAGGGGACGGUGACAGUGAUAAAGAGGUGUUGAUCCAGGGGCUGCAGCAUUUAAACCGCGCGAUGCAUGACGACGUCGUGUGCGUGGAGAUGUUCCCCGAGGAGCGCUGGGUGGCCCCCUCCUCGCUGGUCCUGCACGAUGAGGGCAUCUCAGGGGAUGUUGCAGAAGAGAAGGAGGAGGAUGUGGUGCUGCAAGCCGAAAGUGGGAAGAUGCGUCGGCCCACUGGCAAAGUGGUCGGGAUCAUCAAGCGUAACUCGAGGCCGCUGUGCGGCAUGCUCAUGCCCAGCCCAAUCAAGGAGGCCACCCGCCACCUGUUCACGCCCGCGGACCGCCGCAUGCCACGAGUGCGGGUGGAGACGAGACAAGCGGCGGCCCUGCAGGCCCACCGCAUCGUGGUGGCCAUCGAUGGCUGGCUGCGACACUCCCGCUACCCGAACGGCCAUUUUGUGCGGUCUCUGGGCGAAUGUGGGGAUAAGGAGACGGAGACCGAGGUGCUGCUGCUGGAGCACGACGUGCCACACCAGCCCUUCAGCCAGGCCGUACUUGCCUGCCUGCCCUCUCCCACAUUCAGCAUCACAGCAGAGGACCAGGCUGGCAGGGAGGACCUUCGUGCGUUGUCUAUCUGCAGUGUGGAUCCUCCAGGCUGCACAGACAUCGACGAUGCCCUACACUGCAGACCGCUCGACAAUGGGAACACCGAGGUCGGGGUACACAUCGCCGAUGUGAGCUACUUUAUCCGGCCGGGGAAUGCCUUGGACGAGGAGGCAUCUCUGCGUGGUACCACUGUUUACCUGUGUGAGAAGAGGAUUGAUAUGGUGCCAGAGUUAUUGAGCUCAAACCUGUGUUCCUUGAGAUCCAACGUCGACCGGCUGGCGUUCUCGUGCAUAUGGGAGAUGACUCCAAAGGCUGAGAUCGUGAGCACACGUUUUACCAAGAGCAUCAUCAAUUCCAAGGCGUCUCUGACGUACGCAGAGGCCCAGCUGAUGAUGGACGACGCUGGGCGGAAGGACGCGGUCACCAGCAGCCUGCGUGGCCUCAACUCCCUUGCCAAGAUCCUCAAGCAGAGGCGCAUUCAAAACGGAGCGUUGACUCUGGCAUCCCCUGAGGUCCGAUUCCACAUGGACAGCGAAACCCACGACCCGAUCGACCUGCAGACCAAGGAACUCAAGGAGACCAACUCGAUGGUGGAGGAGUUCAUGUUGCUCGCCAACAUCUCCGUGGCGGAGCGCAUCGUAGACGAAUUCCCCGAGUGUGCGCUGCUCCGACGCCACCCGGCGCCUCCGCCUUCCAACUACGACAUCUUGGUGAAGGCGGCGAAAUCAAAGGACAUCGAGAUUCAGGUGGACUCGGCGAAGGCGUUGGCCGAGUCCCUGGACCGGGCGGCGGUGCCGGGUGCGCCACCAUACCUCAACACUCUGCUGCGCAUCCUGGCCACACGCUGCAUGAUGCAGGCCAUCUACUUCUGCUCCGGCAUGGAGCCCGACACCCACCACUACGGGCUCGCCACCGCCAUCUACACCCACUUCACGUCGCCCAUUCGCCGAUAUUCGGAUGUGAUUGUGCACCGGCUGCUGGCCGUGUGCGUGGGCGCCGACCCCACGUACCCGGCGCUCACCGACAAGCAGAAGCAGCAGCAGCUCUGCAACAACCUCAACUACCGCCACAAGAUGGCGCAGUACGCCCAACGCUCGUCUGUGGCUUUCCACACGCAGUUGUUCUUCAAGAGCAAGGGAGUGGUGAGCGAAGAGGGCUUCGUGCUGUUUGUGCGCAAGAACGCCGUGGUGGUGCUCAUUCCCAAGUACGGCUUGGAGGGGACGGUUUUCUUUGAAUCCAAAGAUCUGAAGCUCAACGUUACCUUCGACGAGGAGGGUCCCACGCUGUGCGUGCAGGGCAUCGUGCUGAACAUGUUCGACCGCGUGUGCGUGCGCGUGUCACUGGAUUCGUCCAACCUGCAGCACCAGCGGAUCCGCAUGCACCUCGUCCGCCCGGAGAUUCCAGGCUACAACCCUCUGGAGUCCACCCCAUGGGGCUCGCCUUCUCCCCGGCCUAAAAAACCCAGGCAGCACUAGUGCAUUGUGGAUGCGUGUGCACUGCGGUGUCAACAAGAUGUAGGAGGAGGUGCAUGAGUGGGCAUACACUCUGGGUUUUACAUCUGCAGAGUUAAUUAAGUGUACAUUGUGCUCGCAAGCAGAGGUGAACAAUUGAUAAAAAAUCAGUGGCGGUUAUGAGAAACGCUACCCUGAAGUAAUGGACGAUUUGCACUCUGAACUUGCAAUCCAGAGGUCGCCGGUUCGUUCUCCUGUCGCAGCGGUUGAAAUAAUAGCGCAAUUUUUUUAAAUUUACAAUUUUUACCUUGCCAACCAGUACAAACAGCCAAUUCAGGUGUGUAAGCAUCAAGAUGUAUGAAUAGUUUAGGACUGCUUAUGCCCCACUUUUUUGCCAGCCAAGACACUGUGACCCCCUUGUGAUGAAGGUGAUUUCACAAAAAUAUUGGUUACUGAAUCAGUGGUGUUUAUUGACUAAUGCAGCAGUGUCCGACCCACAAAGCAUUGUGAUCCAUUCUGGUAUAUCUCAACAUGUUCCGUGAUCCACCGGCAAGAUAUGACCAACAGUUACCCGGAUGGAUUUUACCGACUAAUAGAACACUAUAGACAUGCCAAGUGCUAGUGCGAUCUAUUGGUUUACAAUAUAUUGUUAAUCUAUUAAUUCUUAGACGGGGAUUUUGUUUUGCCAUCUGCUAUAACAAGAAUUGCUUCAUAUUAGAGGUGUUUAUUCUUAUUUCCUGAGAUCAACAAACAAAAUCUUUUGCGAUCAUCCACCCAUGGAUCGUGAUUCACAUAUCGGCUUCCACUGAUCUAACAGUUGAAAACCAGUUUAACACGUAGGCUUUCACGACCAAUAUCAUCCAUAACACAGGUUUUUUGGGUUAGAUCGCGUAAAUAUAUAUGUCUGUAAACCCGCCACCACCCGACACAGCCAAUUCGUAAGAUUUGUCACAUUAACAGAACAUGCCAAUUCGUUACUAGUGAAAAGGAGUCGGAGAAUGGUUAAAGCACUUCUUUAUGUCUCCAACGCACAGCAACACUCGUUCCAAAACCAACCCCGAACCCACGUCUCACAGCCCCUUUUAACCCCUCCAUCUCCGCCCUGGUUCCCAAUACACAUCCGCGUCGGGCACGCCUGGUCCGGGUGACGUCACUGCCCUUUAACCCCUGACCCCCGUCCAGCGCAUUCCCGUGCGUGUUAUAGUGAGAGCGGAGAUGUCGUGUCUGCGUGGUGCGUGUCCGUGAGGGUGGCUCGCAGAUCCCUUACACUAGUAACAGAGCAAAGCCACAAUAUUUACAAUCCGAGUACGAUGUUUCGCCAGUAAUUACAACUAGAUUCAUCAGGCGACAGCCAGAUUCGUGGAGAAUCUUUGUUCAUUAAUGCGCAUGCAUAAUGUAUGUUGAUUAACAUAUAAAUAACCCAAUCGGCAAUGGAUACCCAUAGUCUUAAGCUUUCAUUAAUCCCCCCCCCCCCCCCAAUUCACGAAAGAAGUGCUCACAAGUGAUGCCAUCACAUCUACCUCUCUUUAAGGAACGAAAAAAAUCUGGCUGUCGCCUGAUGAAGCUAGUUAUUGGCGAAACGUACUUAGAUUGUAAAUGUUGUGGCUUUGCUCUCCAACAAACUGGUGUACUGUACUAGUAACGAAUUGACAUGUUACAUGACAAACCUUACUAAUUGGCUGUCGGGUGGUGGUGGGUUUAACAACACAUUUAAACGAUCUAACCCAUAAACCUGUAUUAUAGUUGAAAACCUACAAUUGUGCCAGGUUUGGCCUGUCGGAGUGGGCCAUUAGGGCGGCCACUCGGAGGGCAAAGCUCUGGGGAAUCCGAGCAAGAGCUUCGAAGUAUGAUUGUGGUGAUACCCGCACAGGUCACGUGAUGGAUGGCAAGUGGAAUUUUUUUUUAUCGCGAGAGGAUUCCCUGCAAGGGAUGUUAGGUUACUUAUUCUUAUGUGGAGCCAUUUACUGUAUGAAGGGGCAGCGGUCAGCCGCAUAAAACAGAGUAUAAAAUUUAACACGUAGGCUUUCGCGACCAAUGUUAUUCAUAAUCAACGUUUUUGGGUUUAGAUCGCGUUACUUAUAAAUGUGUCGUAACCCUCCACCACCCGACACGGCCAAUCAGUAAAAAUGUGUCACGUUGACAAAGACAAAUAGUUCACUGCUUUAGCCCA